This is a messenger RNA of Magallana angulata, 2430 nucleotides long. RefSeq names its product DDB1- and CUL4-associated factor 17-like. Gene Ontology annotation, cellular component: Cul4-RING E3 ubiquitin ligase complex. NCBI's taxonomy places the organism in Eukaryota, Metazoa, Mollusca, Bivalvia, Ostreida, Ostreidae. The record is from RefSeq and is a predicted model, not a curated record. The transcript has 14 exons. Bases 36 to 1889 code for a protein of 617 amino acids. Gene Ontology annotation, biological process: protein ubiquitination.
GUUAGUCCUACUUUCAUUUUAAAAGUGAAAAAAGAAUGGAAAGAGAGAAAUGCCAAAAUGUGUUUCAGCAAAUAAGAAGACGUGAAUAUGGCAUAAAACAAGGGCCGAGAUCAAAAUUUGAAAUCCUUAAGACUCUGUUAUUAAAUGAAAACUAUGUUUACAAAGAUGUAUGGAGGGUAUAUUCAAGCAAACACAUAAAAACAGAAGGGGGAAGAAUAUUCUUAGAAAAUUACAAAGAGUGUUAUGGAGGGUAUGGAAAGGGGAAUAAGCCAGUUCACCUUUAUUCUCUACGGACCCCCCAGGACCAGAAGAUCGAGACAGCCCUAGAGGCUGCCAUUCAACCAGAGACAUUAUCUCUACCACAUCAUGGAGAACGGCCAUCAUUCCUGUGCAUUGUGGGUAAAUCCUGGUUAAUGCGGUACGACUUGUUGUCUGGGAGUUUACUGGAGGAAGUCUAUCUGUCCCCGAAGUCCUAUUGUAGUUUCAAAGAUUUGAGUUGGAAUGAACCGGGUAAAUCCAUAGUUGUAAAGUCCACACACAAUGUAGCUGGGGGCAUCCGUCCGGCAGAGUCAGGACAAUCAAAUAUUGUAGGUGUCUCAGCUUUGUUUGAAGUGUUCCCUCUAAAGUUCAUUGGAAUGUUUGAAAUUACUAGAAGUGUAUUUGGGAAGGAUACAGUGGAUGCUAUGGCCUCCAGUGGGUUUCUGACUACCAUGCACCGGUCGGGCAUGGUGAAGCUACACAGCUUAGAGUACAUCAUCCAGAAAUAUAAGCAGUUUGAGGCUGACCUUUAUACUUUGACCCCUGACCUUGGUUAUGUCUGUGGGAAGCAGCCUUAUGGUUUACCACUUAACAUUGUCAUCAAAGAAGAGCCACCAGUGCUGUUUCAGGUCAAGUGUUACCAGAAUAGUCUUGAGGUGGGAGGCUGUCCCUGGCACUUCAUCUACACUCCCCCCAACAAGAGGGGGUCCUUCCAAGUCAAGUCUCUCUCCUCAGAACAACUGGUGAAGAAUGGAACCCUUGAUUCAAAAGCAAUUGGUCUAGAGGAAGACAGAGCAUUGUUUUGUGCAGAUGAAUCUGGCAGAAUUUUACACAUUGACAGUACCUCAGUGAGUAUGUACCAACUAGAUAAGGCAGACUCUUCCCAUUCAGAGUUAAAGAAAUGUUUUACAAUUAACCUUGGCCAGGAAGGUCAGGAACCUCCCCCAGGCACCAUCACUACCACGACCUCAGGGCGACAUGUUCGGAGGAUCAGCCUGGGUUCUAUGCUUCAGAUGGACGCUGAACUCCCAAACUUGUAUAUUCACAAUGUGGAUUAUGAAAAUGAACUGAAUCUCCUUUGGACCAGUGUUGACUAUUCUGUGUCAGAAGACAAAGUGCAGAGCUAUCUACGUUUUCAUGAUAUCAUUUCCGGUAAAACUUUGAAGAAAAUUGAAUUGAAACAACCAUUUGAAGAGUCAAUGCAUGAAGAAAAUAAUCUGUAUGUAGACUUAGAUACAGUAGUGCAGACAGUUCGGUCAUUUAACAGUGAGUUUGCUUGUGUUGUGUACAGACUACAAUCAACAGAAGGGGAACAGAGCCACUCUGUAGCUCACAUCAAGUCCCCAGUGCAACGACCAUCAACACAAAGAUCUCGUCGUUCACGUAGAAGUCGACAAAACCUUGAUGGGGAAAUAGAUGAUGAAAGGACAUUGUCAAAUACUCAGAAUAUAAAUGAAAGGACUUCUGGUAAUAGGAGACGAAGUUCUAGGCAAGAUUCAGAUGAGGAAUGGUCAGUUGAGAGCAGUUCUUCAGAAACACGGAGGCCCAGACGCCAGGCAAGGCGUGGGGUUAGUGAAAGAUCUUCGUCCAAUCAUAGACAGCGGGGUAGGAGACGAACUAGUGAAAGAUAAGAAUGUUCUUUGUGCAAAAAGGAAUUACUGAUGAACUUACAAAACAUGCUCAGUGGAAUCACUUCUUUUCUUCUUAAGAAAACAUGAAAAUGAUUCCUCAACAUCAGACAUUGAUGGUUAUUUAAAGGGGCAGCUAGAGAUAUAAUAAUGUAAUGGAGGUACAUUGUAGUUCUUUAAAGCCGCCACAAGGAAGAUCCAAUUUGAACAGGCUAAUACUGUAGCGAAACAAAUUUGCUCGAGGGAUAUUGAGCAAAUGUUGAGUAGCAUUUUUGGAGAGACGUAAAGGAUAGAAUUUUUUAAAAUAUGGUGUCAGUAAAAUACUCCCUUAAUUAAAACAAAUUCAGAAUGCAUGUUAUUUUUAACAAAAUUUAUUUUUAACAACCAGUUUAAAGUUUCUAUCAACAAUUUUACAUAUAUUUGUAUUACCAUGUGAUCUAUGCUCAACAUUCACACUGUAUAUGCUGAAUUCCAACCUUUACUAUCAGUAAAAUUUUGACAAGUAUCAAUGGUAAUGAGUAAUUGAAUAGAUAUAUACAAAUCU